AUAAAAGUGACUGUCACUGGACCCCAGACACGGAGCAAGUCCUGGACUCAACAGCAGGACAGCCAGGCAGACACGCAGUGGCAAUGAACAUUCAGAUCCAGGCUGCCUGCCUCCUGCUCCUCCUCCUCGCCAGCCUGACCAGCGGCUCGGUCCUCCCCCACCAGACAAAACAGCUUGCAGACCUCCAGGCCCAGGACUCAGCUGAAGCCAAGGCCAGCUUGACGUCUGUGAUCCAGAGGCGAAGGAGCCGAGACACCCACUUCCCCAUCUGCAUGUUCUGCUGCGGCUGCUGUCACAGAUCCAAGUGUGGGAUGUGCUGCAAGACAUAGAGCCCCCCGCCCCCACCCUGGCCCCCCUUCCUUAUUUAUUCCUGCUGCUCUCCAACGCGAGCUGAAAGGUCUUGAAAUAAAAUGGCUGGUUCUUUUAUUUUCCAAACUAGAGUGUCUGUUGUUCCUUCUUCCUGCCAAGGGUCUAUGCCAGAGGCUUGGGCCAGUACUUGGUGGGCUGUGUUGGGGGUUGCAGGAAGUUUAAUGAAGCAAAUUUGUUUUCUCUUCUUUCUCCCUUCAAAAGUCUUGGAAUUCACCUUGCAACAGCAGGGGAUAAACAUUUUAAAGUUUCCUUUCCUUGAAGCCUUAUUAAAACAGGUAACAAACUCAAAUGCUUAGCAAGAGUGUUCCAAGUGAGAUCCAGGAACCCCUCCCAGGGAUCCACAGAGUGGAAACUACUAAGACGCUACUUGCUGUUUUCACUCUCAUUCACUGUCAUGAGCAUACAGUGGAGUUUUCUAGAGGCUACGUGACACAUGAUGACAUUAUCACGGAUGGCCUACCCAUUCUGUGCUUGUGUAGCUUGUCCUUCCAAAUGUUCCCAGUUUCAACUUCUAUAUGUUAAACAACUAUAGAUAUUACUCACUUAAAAGAAUUUGGGGUCCUCAAUAAUUUUUAAGAGUGUAGAGGGGUUCUGUAGACCAAAAACUUUGAGAACCACUGAACUUUGGGGACCAGACAGGCACAGUAAAUGAGUGAGGCAUGCUGGCUUUGUUAAAUAAGAGUAUCUUAAGUUACGGUCUCUCAACAAGGAUUCACUUUGCAUACGAAAUGCAUAAGAAUAUUCUCCACUUCCACCAGGAAUUAAGUUCUCCCCUGUUGUUGAAAACUGUACACCUCUCUCUCUGAUUUUCCCACUUCUGAGAAAAGCUGAGGUGCAGGAAGUAUUUCAUUUUCUUCUUAGCGCGCAAGAAAACAACAGCACUGGUGUGAUGAUAAUGAGCAUCAGCCACUUGACCUCAAUGUUGGGUAUCAACUAGGAGCGGUGUGGUCUGGAGCCCCAUCUGAAGGGGGUUCCAGGAGAUCGCUUCCAUGCCCAAAGGCACGCCCAACGUGGCUAGAGAUUCUGGUUUUUCAAGUGAAUGGUAAUCUAAUUUUGAUGUGAAAUUUCCUAAUUUUUAAAAAUAUUGGCAACUGAUAAAGGUAUUUGUUUUUUAAAUCAAUACUCUGUGGGCCAAAAUAAACCCAACUGGGAGCCUAGUUAGUCUUGUACACAGGAGCUGGGAGCCCGAUCAGUCUCACACACACUGACGGAGAGCACAGUCAGUCUCAUAACACUCACUGGGAGCCCGAUCACUCUUGCACACACUAACGGGGAGCACAGUCAGUUUUGUACACAACUAGGAGCCUGGUCAGUCUUGUACACAAUGAUUGGGAGCCUGGUCAGUCUCAUACACACUGUCUGGGAGCCUGCUCAGACUCGUAGCACCAACUGGGAGCUAGAUCACUCUUGUACACACUGACGGGGAGCCUAGUCAGUCUUGUACACCACCUGAGAGUCAAGUCAGUCUUGUACACACCACCUGGGAGCCCAGUCAGUCUUGUACACACCACCUGGGAGCCCAGUCAGUCUUGUACACACCACCUGGGAGCCCAGUCAGUCUUGUACACACCACCUGGGAGCCCAGUCAAUCUUGUAUACACCACCUGGGAGCCCACUCAGUCUUGUACACAGUGACUAGAAGCCCAGUCAGUCUUGUACACAGUGACUAGAAGCCCAGUCAGUCUUGUACACACCACCUGGGAGCCCAGCCAAUCUUUUGCAUACCAACUAGGAGCUUAGUUGGUCUUGUACACACCACCUGGGAGCCCAGUCAGUCUUGUACACACCACCUGGGAGCCCAGUCAGUCUUGUACACAGUGACUAGAAGC
Loxodonta africana (African savanna elephant) is the source of this 2198-nucleotide messenger RNA. RefSeq names its product hepcidin antimicrobial peptide (gene HAMP). Gene Ontology annotation, cellular component: extracellular region. NCBI's taxonomy places the organism in Eukaryota, Metazoa, Chordata, Mammalia, Proboscidea, Elephantidae. Bases 84 to 329 code for a protein of 81 amino acids. The record is from RefSeq and is a predicted model, not a curated record. The transcript has 3 exons. Gene Ontology annotation, biological process: negative regulation of iron ion transmembrane transport; intracellular iron ion homeostasis; defense response to bacterium.